AGCGCAGCCGCAGCUCGCUGGAGGGAGAUCGCUGCAGAACAAACACCAACAAAAUAUCACCUUUUCCCUGCGAACCUGAAACACACACGGAUUCCUGUUGGGUUUCGUCUCGCCUCCAGAAUCCAUGAUGUUUAACAGACAGACCAGUUUGUGGAUGGGAGACUUGGACCCAUACAUGGACGAGAACUUCAUCAAGCAGGCUUUCAGCACUAUGGGAGAAUCACCAUUCGGAGUCAAGAUCAUCACACACAGGAUAACAGGUGGUUCAGCAGGAUACUGCUUUGUUGAGCUGGCAGAUGAAGAAAGUGUUGAUCGCUGUGUCCAGAGACUCAACGGAAAACUGGUUCCUGGAUCAAACCCGCCCCGGAAGUUUAAGUUAAACUAUGCAACCUAUGGGAAACGACCAGAAGCAGGGCCGGAGUUCUCAGUGUUUGUGGGCGACUUGGCCUCUGAGGUAGACGACUUCCAACUGCAUCAAGUUUUUAAGAAGUAUCCUUCCUGCAAAGGAGCUAAAGUAGUCACCGACCAGUACGGGUACUCGAGAGGCUAUGGGUUUGUCAAGUUUGGGGAGGAGAGUGAGCAGAAGAAGGCGAUUGAGGAGUGCCAGGGUACAGUGCUGGGAGGGAAGCCACUCAGGCUCAGUAUUGCUGUAGCAAAGAGUCAGAAGAUGAACACUUACCAUGGAGGGCAAGGCCAGAGCUACAACAGCAGCUACAACCAGACUCAGCCUGGCUACUACGGCAGUCCUAUGGGGAAUCAGGGAGGUUACUAUUCUCAGUGGGGCAACUAUGACCAAUAUGGUGGCUACAACAGCAGUGGCUACGGCAGCGGCUACAACAGUGGCUACGGAAGUGGCUACAACUACAACUACGGGCCCUAUGGAUAUCCUCCGCCAGGCCACAUGAUGCCACCACCUCCCGUGGGGAUGCCACCCACGUCCACUGACAUGACAGGAGCUGCAGAGAGCCAAGAGCAGACUGAAGAAGCAGAGGAAAACACAGAAGAACCCAUUUCUGAAUGUGACGUGGAGCUGUGGAACAAGGAAUUUAUGCAGCGCAGCGAGGAGCUCUACGACGCCAUGAUGAACUGUCACUGGGAAGCACUGGACUCUGUUGACUCCCCUAUACCCCCUUCUUCUUGAUACUUUGUUUUUUUUAAGCUCUUAUCUCACCUUUAACCUUCAAUGCUUUUUUUCCGUAAAAAAAAAACAAAAAGAAAAAACAAGACUUUGUAUUCCAGGAAUCUUCCACCACAUUGUAGUUCACCGUCUUGGUUCCCCUCCAAGUAAAGACUGUACAUACACAUACUGGUUUCUCUUCUAACAGUUGAAGUGCACAGACAUGUUCACCUGGCUGUAUUUUUUUACCAUGUUGGUAACGGACAGUAAAGGAGUAAUGAAUGCAGUCACUCAUUACUGUCUCCUAUAUCGUCUUUGAACACCAGGGCUGUGAAGAUGGAAGUGCUGAAAGUUGCAGCUUCACACGCUGGAUGACGUGUGUUGUUAUUUUACCACUUAAUGAGGUCACGGGUGGGGAAAAAAGAAGCUUGUUCGUUGUUGUUGCAGUGGCCAGCAAAAAAAUCCCUUUGCUUGUCAAAGUCUUUUGAAGACUAAACUGAAAACGAUGCCUUUCAUUGUCUUUUGCCUUGUAGCUCCUGUCAAUCCAGGAUGAUUGCUGGAAAUACUUUGCAGAUAAAGGACGUCCGUCCAAACUGUCUCGUUCAGUUUUUAAUGAAGGACUAUUACACUUUUGUUUAUUUUUCUUUUCAAUUUAAUGAACUAGGUACAUUUCAGAGUGUACAAAGAGGAAAUUAAGUUUAGUGAAAGACUACAACAAAUUAUUGUAACUGUUCUACAGAAAAAGCUCAUCGGGAAAAAACCUUCCUGAUAUGUUUGAACGCUUGUUAAAUUGUAAAGUUUCUGUGACGUUCCCGGUUGAUUUUUAUGUCAGAUUACACGUCAGCAUUUAUUUUUGUUUAAUGACUGAUGUUUUGUAUAUAUUUUCUUUCUGGAGAUGUUUUAUCAAUAAAGACAAAUUUAGGAGAAAGGCAUCUGUAUUUACUGUCUGUAUAUUGAAAAAUAACUUUUUUUUUAAGAUAAAGCAUAAAUUACAUACAUUUCAAUACCUGUAU
Cololabis saira (Pacific saury) is the source of this 2130-nucleotide messenger RNA. It is a transcript of the gene trnau1apb, whose product is annotated as tRNA selenocysteine 1 associated protein 1b. NCBI's taxonomy places the organism in Eukaryota, Metazoa, Chordata, Actinopteri, Beloniformes, Belonidae. Gene Ontology annotation, molecular function: RNA binding. Bases 125 to 1141 code for a protein of 338 amino acids. The transcript is spliced from 9 exons. The record is from RefSeq and is a predicted model, not a curated record.